AUGCCCUCCGUUACUCGAUGCUAUGGCCAGGCAGUAUCACCCAGCGAUGACCAGUCGAGUCCCCAAAGCAAGAAGAGAUUCGCUCCUCCAGUCCACCAUAUCAGCCUGUCAGUUACAGCAACGACAGGUACAGCAUGGCCCAGUCCACCGGGACUCGCCAUGGUCAAGAAGAGCGAGUCAGGUGGCCACAAAGUGGGCGAGCCAGACUCGUCAGGCCGUGGCAUACCCGUCAGCCCCGUCAAGCGAACCAAGCCAAUCAAGAAAACGAAAACAUACAAAGCUAAGUACUCUCCAUCCCCUUCCCCCUCCACCGCCCCACUCAACCCUCCCACCGCCUUCCCCAUCGUCAAUGAUUGCCCUUACCCCAUCUAA
This is a messenger RNA of Gamsiella multidivaricata, 372 nucleotides long. RefSeq lists its product as uncharacterized. The transcript is spliced from 4 exons. The record is from RefSeq and is a predicted model, not a curated record. NCBI's taxonomy places the organism in Eukaryota, Fungi, Mortierellomycota, Mortierellomycetes, Mortierellales, Mortierellaceae. The coding region runs from base 1 to 372 and encodes 123 amino acids.